Kwoniella botswanensis is the source of this 1050-nucleotide messenger RNA. RefSeq lists its product as uncharacterized. The transcript has 5 exons. The record is from RefSeq and is a predicted model, not a curated record. Bases 1 to 1050 code for a protein of 349 amino acids. Gene Ontology annotation, biological process: small GTPase-mediated signal transduction. Gene Ontology annotation, cellular component: plasma membrane. Gene Ontology annotation, molecular function: GTP binding; GDP binding; GTPase activity. NCBI's taxonomy places the organism in Eukaryota, Fungi, Basidiomycota, Tremellomycetes, Tremellales, Cryptococcaceae.
AUGUCAACAACGAAUAUACCUACAACCGCUGCUACACCCGUCACUCGCAACUCACCUCGUUCCGUCAACUUGCCCACUUUGAUCGUCCAUUCACCCGUACAUCGCGAACAUAAACGACGGAAUUCCGAACCUGCUUCACCUACCACUCCGACAACACCACAACAUUCCACAUACUUCACUGGAUUCCCAUCGUAUACACCCGAUCCUUGGAAUCUUCGUCUCGCCUCGCGUAAAUCUCCUUUACCUCGCUCAUCAUCACUUUUCCGUCAAACGCAUUCUCAUUCCCGUCUGACAUCCCCUCUCUCGCGAACUUCAUCUGCCACAGCAGUCUCAUCCUCCCAUCUUCCAUUACCUCUAACAUCAGACGACGAAGAGGAUUCGGAAACUCUGAUUGAAGAAGAGAUAGAAUACGAUACUAGAUUUAUUGGCACCUCCUUAUACCUACGAAAUACCCAUUCGGAUUCAGCCAACAUGAGCGAUUCAGCAGCUACCAUGAAGAGAAAGGUGGUCAUCAUGGGCUCACCCAGUGUUGGUAAAACCUCACUGACUCAGCAAUACGUCGCACCGCCAACAUACAACGCAUCUUAUUACCCUACCAUCGAGGAUACUUCACAUAAGACCGUGACUUACAACGGUGUGCAAUAUGAAUGUGAAAUUAUCGAUUCGGCAGGAUUGGAAGAAUACUCUUUGUUCCCUGGUAAAUACGGGAUCGGGGUUCACGGAUAUAUCCUCGUCUACUCAAUCACGUCGAGGCAAUCUUUCGAGAUGAUCCCGAUAGUACAUGAUAAAAUCCUCGAUUAUGCUGGUUUGGAGAAAGUCCCUUGUGUGGUUGUAGGUCAGAAAUUGGAUUUGCAGUCUGAAAGAGCCGUAACUACAGCUGAGGGUGAAGCUCUCGCUAAAAAGUUGAAUGCUGGAUUCAUAGAAUCAAGUGCGAAAGAUAAUAAGAACGUCUCCAAGGCAUUCGACGUAUUACUCGCUGAGAUGCAAAAGGAAUACAAUCCCGCGCCGGAGAAGAAGAAAUCGAGUUGGUGGAGCUGGGGAGCUAAGUAG